Messenger RNA from Aphanomyces invadans, 1800 nucleotides. RefSeq lists its product as hypothetical. Bases 63 to 1709 code for a protein of 548 amino acids. Gene Ontology annotation, biological process: ammonium homeostasis; ammonium transmembrane transport. NCBI's taxonomy places the organism in Eukaryota, Oomycota, Saprolegniomycetes, Saprolegniales, Verrucalvaceae. The transcript has a single exon. Gene Ontology annotation, cellular component: membrane. Gene Ontology annotation, molecular function: ammonium channel activity. The record is from RefSeq and is a predicted model, not a curated record.
CUAAGUUUAGAUUCGUCAUCGUGGUCGGUUCACUUGCGGAAUUGAUUAGCAUCGUUGCGAUCAUGGUUGUCAGUGGUAGCCCGCUUGCCAACGCCACGGUCGCGCUCACGGUAAACGGUGCUGUGGUCACGAUGACGUGGCAAGAGCUAGGGAAAGCCCUGGCCCAGUCACCUGCUGACGCGACGACCGCCGGCGCGCUGGAUCUGUUCUGGCUGCUCUUUGGCGGCAUGAUGAUCUUCUUCAUGAUCUUGGGCUUCGCCCUGCUCGAAGUCGGAUGUUGCCACGUGAAGAACACCAAGCACAUCUUGUUUCGAAAUCUCAUGGACUUGUGCAUCACGGGCAUCACGUUUUACGCCGUCGGGUACGGCUUGGCCUUUUCCGACGGCGAUGGCUUCAUCGGGCACUCUCGCUUCUUCCUCCAAGGCCAAGACGCAUUCCAAACGGACGACGCUUUGACGUUCCAUGGUCACCAUUACGCCGACUGGUUCUUCCAGUGGACUGUCGCCGCCGUCUGCGUCACUAUCUUCUCGGGUGCAGUCGCCGAACGCAUCACGAUGCAAGCGUACUUUUUGUACUCGUUCCUCAUGGGCGCAUUCUUUUAUCCGGUCGCGGCGCACUGGAUUUGGUCUCCCACGGGCUGGGCAAGCGUUCUCGCCCCCACGUCGUCGCUCCUGUUUGGCGUUGGCGCCAUCGACUUUGCCGGUUGCGGUUGCAUCCACAUGAUCGGGGGCAUGUCGGCUUUGGUCGGGUGCCUCGUCGUCGGGCCGCGCGCUGGGCGCUUCAACGCGGACGGCACUGCGAACGAAAUGCCGAAACAAUCCGUCAUGUUUCAGUGCAUGGGAACGCUGGUGCUCUGGUUUGGCUGGUACGGGUUCAACUGCGUGUCGACGCUUAGCCUGACUGGCACGAUGGGCCACGUCAUGGCCAAGGUUGCAGUCAACUUGACGUUGGCUGCGUGCACCGGGGGGGUUUUGACCGUCUUGCUCGACAAACUCGCUGGUUCCAGGACAUGGGAUCCGUGCAUGGGAAAUAAUGGAAUCUUGGCGGGAUGCGUCUCCAUCACGGGGAGCUGCUCGGUCAUCGAGCCAGAAGGCGCGGUGGCCCUGGGAGCGAUCGCCGCCGUGCUUUACCUGUCCUUGUCCAAGCUCGUGGUAAAGUUGCGCAUCGAUGACGUCGUCGACGCUAUUCCAGUCCAUUUGGGCUGUGGGACGUUGGGCGCCGUUGCUCCCGGUUUCUUUGCUUCGUCGAAAGGGGUCGCGAUGUAUGUGGGAACAGGUUCGUGCGGAGUGUUCUACCGCUGCAAUGGACUGCAUGGCAGCCAACUGGCCGCCCAAGUCGUGUACGUAUUGGCCAUCGCGGGAUGGGUCGGAACCUUUUGCGCGGUACUCUUUCUCACACUCAAGAAGCUCAAGAUGCUCCGUCCAGAUGCUGCCACGGAAGUCCUUGGCUUGGAUGUUGUCGAACAUGGGGGACCAGCUUACGAUGAUGGCCGUGAAUGCCACACGACGCACUCGGAGGUUCAACCUGCCACCUCUGCGUCGGGCAAUGCCUCAACCCACACAAAAUCUCGUGAAAUUGACCAUGGUGACCAAUGCCAUCACGAAAUGCGAGCUCCAAGCACAGCCGCGGGGAAGCAGAACGACGACACAAUCCACAUCGAAGUCGAGCGCGGAGGCGACGACCUCCUGCCAGGGUCGCCCUCGACCUGAAUCAACAAAGCCGUUGUGUCCUCGGUGCUUGCACAUGCUGAAUUCCGGAUAAUUUCAUACCUCACGUGCCGUGAUUGGCUGUGAAUUUUCC